AUGCAAGCCAAACAAAAUGCUGCUAAACUUAGAAUGUUAUACAAUGCUAAAAAACAGCAGUUAGCAGAUAUUAUCGCAAAAGAUCUUCAGGAUGAUCCUGCUUUAGAAAUUAGCCGGAAUUUGUCUGUAGCCCAAGCACAAGCUAAAGACCGAUUUCAUGUAGCUAUGAAUAAGCUACGCGAAGAAAAUCUAAAUAAAGCUCUUAUACAACAUGAAAUUCAGGAACGGAUUAAAGAAGUUAGAAACGCUGAGAAAAAGCGUGCCGCUUUAAUUGCUUCUCUACCACCUCCCAAGGAUAUACUUGAUGAAGAAAGUUUAAAAAAACCUAAACCGGCUGAUGAAGCCUUAGUUCUUGUGUAUGAUCUUGAAGCUAGAAACACAAUACAUACACAGAAUGUACCAUCGAAAAUAGUUGUAAAAAAUGAAAAAGUCGAUGACGAGAAAGAGAUUGAACAUAAUAAACCUCAAAAUGCUAAUAUUUCGGCAUACGAAGAAGAACAACGUACACAAGCAGUUGAGCGUAUAAAUGCUCUUCGUGCUAGUGAAAACCUUAUCAAAGCUGAUGUGCGUGGACGUCAGGCAAUGAAAAAAGAACGAGUCCGUCAAUAUUAUCGAGCUUUACUGGAUCGUUUGGAUGAAAUCAAACGUAAUGAGACUUUACUUCGUAGAAAUCAAUUAUAUUCCGGAAAUGUUGAAAAUUCUCAUGUACCUAUAAGUGGUCAUUUGGAUGAUUCUGCGGUGAAUCGUCGAAUGGAAAAAGUUUUCGAGGAUGAAUUACUUCGUCAAUUGGCAAAUUUAAAUGAUGAAGAAUACAAUGAUACAAUUGAUGAAAGUGUUGUAGAUAACAAUAUCAAUGAAUGUAACCAAGUAUUGAAUGUUGAACGUGAACAAAACAGCCUACCCACAACAGAUAUCACAUUGGAUAAUGAUGAUCAGCCUGUUAAACUGCCAGCGUCACUUUCAGGUGAUCAAAUCGUUGAAUUAGAUCCGAAUGAUAAUAACACUGAUAACGUUUUACAACAUGAUGAACAUCCAAGUAUGGAAGAAGAAGAAGAACAACAACAACAACAACAAAUACCAGCUGACAAAAAAUCUGUAAACUCGAUUAAUUUAGGACCUGGUGAAAGACCAAUUCUACCUGAUAUCCGACGUUGUCGUUUUCUCUCUGGAUCGAUGAGUUUGAAAAAUUCUCUUUCUAAUAUAAAACCUGAUAAUGCAAUUCAGUUGAUACAUGAAAAUUCAAAAAUAUCUACACAAUCUGUUACAUCAAGUAAAUUAUCAUUUGAAGAUAAAUGUACUCGUGAUGUGUGCACAGACAAUGAGAAUAUACAAUUACGUCAAAAAUUAUUAGAUGAAGAAUUAGAAAUGAUCGAUAAACGCAUCAAUCGACUUCGACUCAACUCAGCUUGUGACUUCCAUGAGAAUCAAUCGCAUUCGAUAAAAAAAUCACCAAGAGAAGAUUUAAAAGAAUCUAUUCAAAUAACUGAGAAUUUAACUCCUAGAGAUAAGUAUACAAUUGAAGGCCGGGUUUAUGGAGAUAAUGCGAUUAGUAGUCAUAGAAAAGAUUCUUUAUAUUCACCAGUGGAUAUGCUUAGCACAAAAUAUGAUGCCGGUAAACUAUCACAACCGACUACGAUUGUUCCAUUGAAUGAGUUUUCUUCGGGAUUCAAACCAAUUGACCAAAAAUUCAGCACAACUAUGACAUCAGAUGAACAAAGCAUCAAUAAUAAUACUGAAUCUUCUACUACUAUUGUUAAAUAUUGUAUUUCAAAGCCAAUAACAGGUAGUUUAGCUGAACGUGCUCAUAAUCUUAUAAGAAUUCAAAAAGCUCAAUUAUCAAAUCGUGAAAAAUAUAAAUCUGCCACAGAAUCUUCACAAUCUCUAUCUACAUUAUCUAGUCAACAUUCUAUUGUUGAUAUGGACUGUCAACUGUUUAGACAUUCACCGACUAUAAAUAAAGAAAUUAAUGAAAAUAAAGAUACUAAUUGUUUCGAGUUAAAUGAUCGGAACCAAAUAAUGGAUAAUUGUUUGAUUAUUAAACCUAGUAAAUAUUCUUCCAGUUGGUCCGAAAAUAACGAUGAACAGUUAUUCAAGUUUCCUUUACAAAAGAAUAUCAAUAUGUCUGAAUCAUCAAUAUCAUCUUCGCCAACAUCAUUUAUUGAUAAUAAAUCUGUACAAUCAUUGAAAAGUUCAUACAGUGAAGAUGUUAAUGAUGAUGAUGAUGAUGACGAUAAAUCCCAUUCUAACGAAAUCAUUAGGAUUGAUGAUGUUGUUGAAGUUGAAGAUAUGGACAAAAAUUCAAAUCAUGAUUCAUUCUAUGAAAAUUUAACUUCUAUUACAAAUUUGAAUACAAUGAAUUAUGAAUCUUACAAUGAUUCACCGGUAGAACUAAACACUAAUCAAAUAUCAAAUGAAGAAGAAAAUGAAAAAUUAGACAUUGAAAUUCCUAUUGAAUCAUUUUCAUCAAAUCUAUCCGAUAAUAAUAAAACAACCUCACAGUCGACACAUUUAAUAGAUAUUCCAACAAUGAAUCAUUUAUCAACACAUCAAUCACUGUCCUCUUCAUCAUCACCAUCAAUAGUAUCAUCAAAAUUAUCAAUCAAUUCACCAUCCUCAUUGGAAUCGAAACAAACUCUACCACCAUUGACAACAAGUUUGGAUAAAUUACCAUCAUUCGAAUCAUACACUACAUCGGAUACAUUAAAAGCUGAAUUAAAAACUUUAUUGACAUCUUCAUUAAUUCAGUCGCUUAUUAGUCAAAGUACAAAUGUUACAACUGAUACAAAUGAUUUGAAAAAAUUAUUUAGUUCACAAAGUUUUCUAUUAUCUUCUUUAUCAGGUAUUCAACAAAAUGCAAAAACUCAAACUACUGAAAUUUCCACUGAAACUGACAUACCUUGUCCAAUCACAUCUAGUUCGUCAAUUUCUUCUUUGCAUCCUUCCCAGUUAUCAUUAAAUUCAACUAAUGCUCCGUUAGAUAAACUGACAGAUACUAAAAGUAUUCAUCCACAAUUGAAUACAAAUCCUACCGAACAACGACCUAUUUGUGAUGGUCAUGCAGAUAAUAUAUCAAUUGAAAGUAAUCAUUCUGCUAAAUUGACUGUCAAUAAUGAUUUUAUUAAAACAUUAAAACAACGUAUUCUAAAUCAAUAUCUAAAUGCUAAUAAAGAAUGGCUUAUCACUUUAUCUAAUUUAAAUAAUCAUAAAUUCUUACAAACACAUUCAUCAUCGUCAUCAUCAUCUUCAAAUACCGGUGUAGAAUUUCAUUAUCUCUCUGAAGUAACUGAUAACAAUGAAAUUAAUUGGUCUGAAACAAGAUCCGAUUCAUUGUCCUAUUCCAAAAAAAUUCCCUUAAAUCAAUCAUUUGAAACGCAUGAAAUUAUAUCAUCACCUCAAAUCAUACAUAGUCCAUUAAGUAUAGUUUAUUCAUCAGCUCGAUUUAAACCAUUACCACGAUUAGAAGAAGCAAUAUCUGAAGAGUCCAUACAUACGGUACCAGUUGUUUCUGAUUUCAAUAAUCUAUCAAAUACACCAUCAUCAUGGACAGAUAGUAGAAAAUCAUCAGAAUUUGGUAAUUUAUCAAACUAUUCUGCGCAAAAUUCUCAUACAACUUAUACAACACCAUCUGAUCAUUCAAUAAAACAUAAAGAUACCAAUGUAUUCAUUCAUAACGGUGUAGUAAACAAUGAGGCGGAUUCAAAUCAUUUAUCUGAAGAAAAUGAUACAAUUAAACAAUUACUUGAUAAUAUUCCAAAUACUCCAAUUGAAUCAAAUCACAAUGAGAUUAUUCCUUGUUUAGGCUCUAAAUUAUCAUCAACAUCGUUAUCAGAUAAAUUAGAUCAUUCUGAAGAGUUUGAUCAUAGCAAUGUUGUUCAAUGUACAAUGAUGACUAAUAAUGAUCAAUGUAACAAUGUAAAAAUAAGUGAAGCACCAGUUAUGACGAUCAAAUCAAUUUCAAGUGAUCAGAUACCUGUGGAAGAUUGUUCUGAGAAUUCUCGACCAUCCAGCCCUGCUGAGGGAGCAGCGAGUAAAUUCUCACCUAGCUAUCAUCAAAAUGUAAAGUUUAACGUUUCCGCUUCAUUACCAUCUAUCUUCUUUGAGAGCAAGGGGGAAUCUGAACACUAUCAAUUACAAACAGAAACAGUGCAUUACGCUUCGGAUACUAAUCUCAAACUAUUCAUAAAAACAAAUGAAACUUCAAUUACCGAGUCAUUACUAUCUUUCGAACGACAUGAAGUUCGCUGUGAACUUUCAAGUAAUUCAAAACCAAAGGAAGAUGGUAUGAAGCUGUUUUUCACUGGAUACAAUAUAUCUCCAUCUUGUAUUUUAUUUUAUAUUUGUAAAGUGUUACAUAAUAUUUAA
Molecule: messenger RNA, 4362 nt
Organism: Schistosoma turkestanicum
Lineage: Eukaryota; Metazoa; Platyhelminthes; Trematoda; Strigeidida; Schistosomatidae
Source: the annotation of a GenBank genome assembly